Lycium barbarum (goji berry) is the source of this 812-nucleotide messenger RNA. RefSeq names its product LOB domain-containing protein 31-like. Gene Ontology annotation, biological process: hormone-mediated signaling pathway; positive regulation of DNA-templated transcription. NCBI's taxonomy places the organism in Eukaryota, Viridiplantae, Streptophyta, Magnoliopsida, Solanales, Solanaceae. Gene Ontology annotation, cellular component: nucleus. The transcript is spliced from 2 exons. The record is from RefSeq and is a predicted model, not a curated record. Bases 165 to 686 code for a protein of 173 amino acids.
UCCUGCCUACCUACCUUGUAUAAUUAAAUAAAUACCUCUAUCUCUCUUUCCAAAUCUUUAACUCUCCUUCUCCUUGUUCCUCUUCAUCAUUCCCCAUACCCCACAAAAUUAGAACACUCUUCUGCAGAAACUGAAGAACACAAUUACUUCGUAGAGAAAUAAUUAUGAGCAGUGGUGGUGGGCCUUGUGGUGCAUGCAAGUUUCUUAGAAGGAAGUGUGUGAGGGAUUGCAUAUUUGCACCUUAUUUUGACUCAGAACAAGGCAUGUCACACUUUGCUGCUGUGCAUAAGGUGUUUGGAGCUAGCAAUGCCUCCAAACUAUUGCUCACAAUUCCACCAAACAAGCGCCUUGAAACUGUUAUUACUCUCUGUUAUGAGGCUCUCGCUAGAGUUAGAGACCCUGUCUAUGGCUGUGUUGGCCACAUCUUUUCCCUUCAGCAACAGGCUGUGACAUUGCAAGCAGAGUUAGCUUACGUUCAAGCCCGUAUUUCCACCCUGCAGCACAGCCUCCCAAUGGCACCAACACCAUCGCUGGCAGAAGUAGGAGCAUGUUGUUCUAACAUAUCAUCAUCGGUGUGUACUAUGGAUCCUUUGAUCGAUGUAACAGGCUUAUGUGAUGUGUUGGAUCAACAACUGGAUAAUUGUGACCUCCAUACAGUUGCUGUAGACUUUGUCUCCAGGCAUUAAUCUAGACUUAGGUUCUGGUCUUCUAUCGCCAUGCAUCACAAUGAUACUUGACUUAGUUUUAACUCUAUGAAGAUUGUCAUCUAACUCUCUUUUGUUUUAUAUGUAAUUUAGUCCUUUCCUUCUCUG